GCAAUUUAAUAACCCCUUUCCUCUCUCCUUCACACUUCUCGUGUUCGCACUUAUGCCACCAACAAUGGCUAACCCUCCCCCAACUCUAUGACACCUCUCUCUCUCUCUACCUCUCUCUCUCUCUCUCUCUCUCUCUCUCUCUCUCUUCAGUUCCAGCCUAUUAACAGGAUCAAGCAAUCGAAUCAUGAAAAUAAAAGUAUAAAAACAUCUUACAAUCAAGCCAUCGACAAAAUUGCAGUUUAGACUUUAAACCAUUCACCUAUCUUCACAAAGCAGCAAGCAGAGUGACGCCAUGAAAUCACACAGGCGUUUGAUAUCGCCUGAGAAUCCAGUCAACUUUCUCAAGAUCAUUCUCUGCGAUGACACUGGCUCUACAGGCCUUAGGUUACCGGUGAAAUUUACGGAUGAGUAUGGGAAGUUUUUGUCAGAAAAGGUGACACUGAAGGUGCCAAACGGUGACGUUUGGCAAGUUGAAUUAUAUAAAUCAGGAGAUGAGGUUUGGCUAAAAAAUGGGUGGGGUGAGUUUGCAGAGCAUUAUGGUUUAAAGUUUUCCAACAUGUUGGUAUUCAAAUACGAAGGGUGUUCAACGUUUGGUGUCAUUAUGUUCAAUGCAACUGCAUCAGAGAUAGAAUACCCUGAAAGCAAAGAUCGUUUUAAAACCCCGGUUAAACCGAAUGCAAGAAAAUUCCCGGUUUCUUCUGAUGAACCGGAGACUACAGUUUCAGAUGAUGACUCGUCUUAUUCUGAUGAAUCGGAGACUAUAGUUUCAAAAGAUGACACUUCUUCGUGGUUGAGUGAAGAUCAAGAACAUGGGAUCAAGAUUAAGGAUGAAGGUGAAUGUUCAAGUAAAGCAAGGGAGAUUGAAAAGGGUAAAGCUGAUUUCAAAAGUGAUAAACCCUUCAUGGUUUAUAUAAAUCAAUCACAUCUUACUAAUCGCGGAGUGUAUCUACCAGCGGAGUUCAGAAGGAAGUUCUCGAGGGGUCACAAGAGCGAUCACGAAUGUUCGCUUCAACUUAAAAAUGAUGGAAAAUUGAAGGCAUGGAAGGUUGUUGUAGGUCGUUAUUUGGGGAAGGCUGAUUGGCUGACGUUUGUUGAAGACAAUGGUGUUAAGGUUGGGGAUGUCUUGGUUAUUGAGAUGAUUCACAACGACAAAGAUGUUCUUUGUGUUAGCAUAUGUAGAUCUGGUUGUUAAGUUGUCUUUGAUCAUAAUUACUACUUUUUGUAUCCACUAUUAAGUACUCAACUUGUUUGAUCAAGAUUGCUAUUUUUGUAUCUACUAUUAAAGUAUUUGUUUGAUCAA
This is a messenger RNA of Helianthus annuus (common sunflower), 1300 nucleotides long. Its product is annotated as B3 domain-containing protein At1g49475. The record is from RefSeq and is a predicted model, not a curated record. The transcript is spliced from 5 exons. NCBI's taxonomy places the organism in Eukaryota, Viridiplantae, Streptophyta, Magnoliopsida, Asterales, Asteraceae. The coding region runs from base 293 to 1192 and encodes 299 amino acids. Gene Ontology annotation, molecular function: DNA binding.